AUGACAGCCAUUCGCCGAUCCUUCUGUCUGCUCCGCCGCGAUGCGGCGUGGUCCGACCCGUGCGCCAUGCACCCCAUGAUGGAAAUCGGCCAGCCAUUCAACGUGAAACACGUGGCGCACGUCACCUUCGACCGCUACCGCGGCUUUCUCGGGCUGCCCGAGGAGUUUCUGAAGCACGUCGAAGGCGUCCCUCCCAGCGCCAGCCUGUCCGUGUUCGGCGUGCGACCCGAGUCGAUGCAGUGCUCUUUGGACCGCCAUGGCAACGCGGUGCCGACUAUCUUGAUCAAGCUGCAGGAGCGCCUAUACGAGCUUCACGGCCUCUCGGCGGAGGGCAUUUUCCGCAUAUCGGGCAAGAUGGAGCACGACGAGCGCGUGCGCGAGCAGAUGAGCGCGGGGACCGUACCCGCGGACAUGGACGUGCACAGCAUCGCCGCGCUUAUCAAGACAUGGUUUCAAGAGCUACCAUACGGCCUGCUAGACUCCGUGUCGCCCUCCCGCCUCGCCAACACCCCCAACACGACUGAAGCCUCCGUGGCGCUCGCCGCGAAACUCCCCGCGACGGAGCGCGGACUGCUGGACUGGGCGCUGAACCUGAUGGCGGACGUGUGCGCGCACGGGGAGGAGAACCGCAUGAGCGCGCGCAACAUGGCGGUGGUGUUUGCGCCGAAUAUGACGCAGGUUAGCGAUCCCGCGACUGCGCUGCAGCACGUGGUUCGCGUGAUGGAUUGGAUACGACUGCUGGUGGAUCAUAGGGUGGCGGAGAGGAGCGCGAAGGAGGGGGAGGGCGCGGAGAAGGGAGUGGGGGGAACGGAGGGUGAAGAAGAUGCGGAGAAGCAACAGGAGGAGGAGAAGGAGAUUGAGAAGGAAGAAGAGAAGAAAAUGGAGAAGGCGGAUGAGGAGAAGGAAGAGGUAUCUGUUUCUGUUGAGGCAACUUGCACGACUGUUAGCUCGAGAAUAGUUGAGUCAAGAGCAGUAGCAGCAGCAGGAGCAGCAGAAGGGGAGGUGCCACAGGAGGUGGUGAUGAGAGUGCAAAUGGAGAGAGCGGGAGGGGUGGCGGCAGCAGGGGCGGCCGAGGCUGGAAAGGAAGCUGUUGUGGCAGUGAACUUGGCUGGGGAGGGUGGUGGCUUGGGCGGAGAGGAGGGCGAGCAAAGAGAAGAGUCUGGUGUGCAUAGCAGCAGCAGGAGCAGGAGCAACAAUGGGGGUGGCUGUGCUGUGGCUGCAGAAUCAGAUGCAGCAGCAGCAGCAGCAGCAGCGGCAGCGGCAGCGGCAGCGGCUGUGGCGUCUUUGAAACGGCCGACAGACAUGUGGGUAGAUGGAGCGCGGAUGGAGGGAGAGGAGGAUGAGCACGUGCACAAGCGCACACGCAGCAACGGCAGUGACGGUGGCGGCAGCAAGUAG
Molecule: messenger RNA, 1398 nt
Organism: Closterium sp. Naga37s-1
Lineage: Eukaryota; Viridiplantae; Streptophyta; Zygnematophyceae; Desmidiales; Closteriaceae
Source: the annotation of a GenBank genome assembly